GUUUUAAUUUGACAGAUAACAAUUUGUUUCGUCAUGAAGCAAUGAUAGAGUAUGUGUUCAUCGCAUACCUAUACAUAUUCACUUAUUUUUACACCGAUUAUAUCAUACGAUUUCCAUUUUUACACAAAGAAUAAACAACAAGAUGGUGUUUCCGCAUGCGUACAGGACUGAACACAGUGAGACACACACGUCAAACGCUGAGUAUGGCGACUACUACGCAAGAGUAAUCAGUAAAAAGAUUAAAAUCCAGCCGGCGUUGCAUAAAAUCCUUCAACACGUUGAUUCCAAUCGCAAGCAAAUCUUGAGUGACCUUCAAGAGUUUAUAAAAAUUCGCACAAUAUGGCCGAAUGCAGAGUGUGUCAAAGAAAUGGUCCGUAUGAAGGAUCAUAUAGAGAAAUGGAUGCGUAAACUCGGCGCAAAGUAUGAAUCAUUUGACAUUGGGUGUCAUAAAGUUGGCAAUCAAAAGAUUAAACUUCCGCCUGUUACUUUGGCAACUGUACGAGGCAGUAGUGAUAUCACAGUUUGUGUUUAUUGCAAUGUAGAUGUGCGUGAUCCGUGCAUAUCAAAAUGGAAGACGAAUCCAUGGGAAGCUGUCGAAGUCGGUAAAGAAGUUUACGGUAAUGGUGUAGUGCUAGGGAAAGGUCCGUUACUCUGCUGGAUUGAAGUAAUCAAUGCUUUUAUUCAAGCAAAAGUCCCACUUCCGGUUACGGUCAAGUUUAUAAUCGAAACCAACUAUUUUAAUCGCAGUAUUGGACUCAAGGAUUUCCUAAUGACACAGAAACAGAUAUUUUUACAUGAUAUUGAUUAUGUGGUCGUGAAUGACUCCGAAUGGUUGAAUGAUAAAUAUCCGUGUAUUACAUACGGAGUGAUUGGUAUCGUUCAUGUUGAUUUAUAUGUCACAACUGUGGCGAAUUCAGGAGAAGAUCCAGAAGUUACAAUGGAAGAGAUUGUGUCGAGGAUUUGUAAUGGUGACGUGGUGACAAUACCACUCUAUGAUAAGUAUGUAACCCAAAUUACACCGGAUGAAGAAAAUUUGUAUGAAUCGAUUAAUAUUAACUUUGAAGAGAUGAAGAAACAAUUACCUCCAGAGAGGCAAAACUGGUCAAAAUCUAAGCUUUUAAUGCACUACUGGCGUAAACCAACCAUUUUUGUCGAUAAAGUAGAGCGCUGCACAUGUGAUAAACGUGACACUACAAAAAUAAAACGACAUAUAAUACUUAAGAUUGUUCCGAAGCAAAUACCGAAGUUAAUUGCUGAAUUAUUAAAGAAUUACAUUCUUAAUCUGGCGCAGACGUUGAAAUUAAAGAACACGGUUGAAGUUGAAUAUACAACUGAUACAAAACCAUUUGUUGAAGAUUGUCACUCGUUGAAUUACGAAGCUGCACGUCGUGCUACCAUACAAAUAUACAAAGAAGAUCCGAACAUGAUACGUGAUGAUAAAGACCUGAAAAAUUUGAAUAUUCUGGAGAUGUUGGAGCGUAACAUUUUGAUUUUGCCAUUGUCUGUCAAAGGCAGUUCUGGCGGUGAAGAUAAUGAGCACAUUCAAUUGAAAAACUUGUAUGAAAGCAUCAAGUUGAUUGCGGCGUAUUUGUUUCAAGUACGUUUACUGUCUGAUGGUUCAAAGUAACGAGCGAAAUUUUGCGUGAAUUUACAAUUUAUUCGUAUAUUUAUUGGAAACAAGUGCUGUUAAGGUGGGCGGAAUGAGAGAUAGCAGAGAUGGGGAUUGCGUGCGGAGUGUAAUUGCUACGAUUGUAUUAUUAUCGAAAUAAUUAUACGUCAUUCGUUUUA
Molecule: messenger RNA, 1788 nt
Organism: Dalotia coriaria
Lineage: Eukaryota; Metazoa; Arthropoda; Insecta; Coleoptera; Staphylinidae
Product: cytosolic non-specific dipeptidase-like
Exons: 2
Coding region: 143-1627 (494 amino acids)
Biological process (GO): proteolysis
Molecular function (GO): peptidase activity
Source: RefSeq, a predicted model, not a curated record